Messenger RNA from Durotheca rogersii, 4133 nucleotides. Its product is annotated as Xpo1-domain-containing protein. Gene Ontology annotation, molecular function: small GTPase binding; tRNA binding. Lineage: Eukaryota; Fungi; Ascomycota; Sordariomycetes; Xylariales; Xylariaceae. Gene Ontology annotation, cellular component: nuclear pore; nuclear matrix; cytoplasm. Gene Ontology annotation, biological process: tRNA re-export from nucleus. Bases 428 to 3517 code for a protein of 1029 amino acids. The record is from RefSeq and is a predicted model, not a curated record. The transcript is spliced from 3 exons.
CGGUGGGCAAGACUAAGUGGAAGAAAAUGGAAAGAAGGUGACGAACAGAAAAGCCAUAUUCGUCUGCCGACGACUACCAGGAAAAACAUCGCCAGCUACAACCACAGAAACACCUCGACACAAUAUCCUCGCUGCCCCCCAUACGCGAGCCCUUUCGAAUCCUCCCCGCAUCCUCUCCUCUCCCUUUCUGCUCCCUCCCCACCCCGACCGAGAUCCUGGUUCUCCUUUUUCCUUUUUCUCUUUUCUUGCUCGGAGGGGGGAUCCCGUCUUUCACUCCCCCUUCCCAUCCUGACCUCCCCCCCCUCGUCCCAAGGCCAUGGUAAAGUAGCAUGACACAGAAGCCCACCAUUACUAUUACCGCCCGUAUAGAGAUAGUUGAUACCUGAUAUCACCCGGGCACAGAGUGGGAGGCUGCAUCUGAGCAGAGAUGGAAUCUCAGAUCGAGAAUGCCAUAGCCAUUGCGUGGGAUCCCUCUUCCGACCAAGCCCUUCGAAACCAAGCCUUCGAAUACCUUCAGCAGAUACGCGCCGACCCUCAUGCCUGGCAGGUCUGUGUCGGCCUGUUCACGAAGACGCCCAGGACCUCGGAAGUCGUCCGGCUCGUUAGCCUCGAGAUAAUCAACAAUGCUAUCCAGAUCCAAUCCCUGGAUGCCCAGGGCCUGGUCAGCCUUCGCGAUGCGCUCCUCAGCUACGUACGGUUGACCUAUGGAAGCAAUCCGCAGGCCCAGGUAGACUCCCCGAGCCUGCAGAACAAGCUCACCCAGGCCCUCACCACCCUCUUCGUCUCGCUAUAUAAGCAAGGCUGGGAAAGCUUCUUUGACGACUUCCUUGCCCUCGCAACACUCUCCGGCGGCAGCCAGCGGGACAAUGCGGCCGGCGUUAUCCUCUACUUACGCAUCCUCGGCUCUAUCCACGACGAAAUCGCCGACGUCAUCAUCGUACGUCAGGAUAACCAAGCCCGCAGCCAUACCGAACUCAAGGAUCUGGUGCGAGAACGCGACGUUGCCAAGAUUGCCCGGUCCUGGCAGGAUCUGCUUGCCAGCUACGGGAACCAGGACGAUGGCAUCGUCGAGAUGACCCUCAAGGUCAUCGGAAAAUGGGUUAGCUGGAUCGAUAUAUCCCUCGUCAUCAACGACCGCAUGCUGGGCCUCCUGCUCCCGCUGGUGGGCCGCUCCAACGACAGCGGCGGCGAGGAUAAGGUUCGAGACGCUGCCGUCGACGCCUUUACCGAAAUCGUCGGCAAGAAGAUGCGCCCCGCCGACAAGACGGAGAUGAUAGCCUUCCUCAACCUGCGAGACAUCAUAUCCCAGCUCAUCGCUAGCCCGCCCUUGAACGCUUUCCAAGGAACCCCUCGAUACGACACCGACCUGGCCGAAGCCGUUGCCAAGCUGGUCAAUACCGUCGUAGCCGAUAUAGUCCGGGUCCUAGAGGACCGAUCUACCGACGACACCACGAGAGCCAAAUCGAACCAGCUACUUCACGAUUUCAUACCCCUAUUAUUACGAUUCUUCUCCGACGAAUAUGAUGAAAUCUGUUCCACCGUCAUACCUUCGCUCACCGACGUCCUGACGUUCUUCCGGAGAUUACCCGAAUUGCCGCCCUCCUUUUCCGAAACGCUGCCGCCGAUCUUGAAUGCUAUCAUCAUGAAGAUGCGGUACGACGAGACAUCGUCUUGGGGGAACGAGGAUGAACAGACCGACGAGGCCGAGUUCCAGGAGCUGCGGAAGAGGCUUCAGGUGCUCCAGAAAACCGUGGCGUCGGUCGACCAGAACCUCUAUAUCGAGGUUUUGACCAACCUCGUCGCGGGCACCUUCCAGACGCUAGACGAGCGGGGGUCCCAGACGGAUUGGAGGGAUGUCGACUUGGCUCUCCACGAGAUGUACCUCUUUGGCGAGCUGGCUAUGCCCAGCCAAGGACUGGGCGGCAAGAGCCAGCCUUCUGCAGUUGCGUCAGAGAGGUUGAUGGCGAUGAUGACCAAGAUGGUGCAGUCAGGAAUCGCAACAUAUCCCCACCCGGCAAUUCUAUCACAUUAUAUGGAGAUAUGCGUCCGAUAUUGCUCUUUUUUCGAGAACCAGCCGGCGCUGAUCGGCCAGGUUCUCGAGAAUUUCGUCCGCCUCGUGCAUCACGACCACGUCAGAAUCCGCACACGAUCGUGGUACCUAUUCCACCGCUUCGUGAAGCACCUGAGGGCGCAGGUGGGUAAUGUUGCCGAGACGGUCAUCCAAUCCAUCGGAGACCUCCUUCCAAUCAAGGCAGAAGUUCCCGGGGAAGACGCCGACGACGAUAUGUCGUCCGACGAGACGGACAACUCUGCGGAUGCCGUCUUCACGAGCCAGCUCUACCUGUUCGAAGCCAUCGGCUGCAUCUCGUCGACCGCUUCGACGCCCGUCGAAAAGCAAGCGCUCUACGCUCGCUCGGUCAUGGACCCCUUGUUUGCCGACAUGGAACAGCACCUCCCGAGAGCCAAGGCCGGCGACGCCCAAGCCGUACUCCAGAUCCAUCACAUCAUCAUGGCCCUGGGCACGCUGGCGCACGGAUUCUCGGACUGGGCACCUGGGGUGAAUUCGCCUAACCAGCGACCGCCACCGGCAAAGGCGCUGUCCGACGAGUUUGCGCGCGCCGCCGAAGCCAUCUUGAUCGCUCUUAGGGAACUCAACGGCUCGUCGGAUAUCCGAGCCGCUUGCCGGUCGGCGUUCUCGCGCCUGCUCGGUGUUUUGGGAGCUGCCAUGCUCCCACAGCUUCCGCAGUGGAUCGACGGCCUCCUAUCGAGAAGCUCGUCAAAGGACGAGAUGGCCAUGUUUCUCCGCCUCCUGGACCAAGUCGUCUUCGGGUUCAAGGCAGAGAUCUACGAAGUGCUCAACCAGCUGCUCACCCCUCUGCUGCAGCGGGUCUUCGGCGGCCUCUCGGAGCCGAUCAAUGGCACCGACGACGAGAUCCAGCUCGCCGAAAUCCGCCGUGAAUACCUGACGUUCAUCGGGGUGAUAUUGAAUAACGAACUUGCCGGCGUGCUCGUCUCGGAGGCGAAUCAAGGCUUUUUCGAAUCGUUGGUUAACUCGAUUCUAGUCCUGGCUAGGGACAUCAGCCCCGGCUCGGGAAACCUCCCGGCAAGUCGGCUCGCGUUCGGAUUGCUCGCGAAGAUGGCCGGCGUCUGGGGCGGUCCGGAUGUGGCUAACAUCGCAGCCAAUCCCUCAGCCCCCACCGGGUCCGCGUCGCCCGUCAUCCCCGGAUUCGAUCAAUUCCUGAUCGACCGAUUUCACGCCGUAUGCUGGGAGGUGCUGCGUGAUCCGCAGUUCAACCCGUCGUCGGACGCGCAGGCUAAGUUGGUGCUGCACGAGAUCGCCGGGUUAGAGCAGGCGAUAUAUCUCAAGACGGGCGAGGCGUUCUUGCAGCACCUGCAGUCGACGCUUUUCCCGGGCCUCGGCAUCGACGGAAACGACCUGCUGCGGUCUAUGACGACGGCGACGGAUAAGAAGACGUUCUCGAAAUACUUGCAAGAUCUGCUGAAGAGUGCGAGAUGACCUGCCUAGAGGCAGGGGAGAGGAUGGGAAAAGGGCGGGGGAGACGGGAUGAUAGCAUUGAUGGUGGUACUCUGGAAUUGCAUAGAUAGGAGUUCGGCCCCCCACCCACUAUACCAAGGCGGCCACGGCCCUCGUCGAUUGCCUAUAGAUGAAAGGUAGGAGUCGCCUGCUAGCAAUGGCGGAGAUGCCGGCCUCUCGGCGCGUGGAUGAAUCGAUAAAAGGAGAAAAAAGACGGCGAGAAGAGAAUUCCCCUUGUCGCAUUCGGUGCCUCGACUGCUCGCGCAGCUGGCGUGCUCCGCGGCGCGACGGCCGUAGUUUGCAUCCGCUCGAUUGGUUAGUUACGUCUAAAAGGGGGGAAUUUGCCGGGUUAGACGGGCGGGCUGGCGGAUAGAUGGGCAGGGGGGAGAAGUAGGCAAUAUCUAUAUAUCUAUAUACUUACGUCUAUUAUAUACCUACAUAAUAUAAACUAUCCUAACGACGCCAAACCCCCCAUCCCCCGCAAGUACACCACUGUUUAGGCAGCAAAGUGUCUGUCCGCGCGCGGCGUCCGCGAGUAGAAAAUAGAGGUUUGCAGCGAGAGCGCGCGGUCCGUCGGGUUCGGGCCCGGGCGGUCGUG